UUACACAACACAGAGGUGUACUCUGGCGUCCUUGGAUACGACAGAAAGCCUGGCUAAGUGUUACUUCGAGAACGUCUUCUAACAAAAGUGUGGCUUAUGUGACAAGGCGAAACAGAAUUGAAAUUUUGAUAAGGGAACGGGAGAGCUUCUUAAAGACGUCUCUGUACUCAUGAGUUUAUCUAGACUCUGCUUUGGACAUUUUUAAUAAAACGGGGAAAGUAACUCUUCAUGAUUGUAAAGUGUGUGCCUAUAUCAAGUUAGCGAGGGACAAAAUACUAGCACCAUGCCCGACAAUAAGUACUGUGAUUUUAUUUGAUAUUUGUGCUCAUUAUUGAAACGCUGGAAUGAAUUAGAGACAAGUGUUCAUACUUUGAUUACAAGACAGACAUACGACAGAUCUGAUUUGAUUGGACACAGCUUUCAACAUGAAAGAAUCAACUUAUGGAUGGUAUCCCUCUGUUCAAGAUAUUUAUCGCCCCAAAGGAAGACCUUCGUCUUACCAUCUGGAAUGUCUGUACAAAUAUAACAAUUCUAUGUACUAUCAAGACAAAGCUCUGCCUCCAAAACCGGAAUUAUUUGUCAGAGGCGUAUCCAGUGUCCCACCGCCACCGACUCCUGAAGAUCUGAGGAGAAGAUCCCAGUCAGUCCCGGUACCUAAAUUCAAGCCGAUCCCUAAACUUCACAUCCCAACACCUGCAGACUGCUGGGGUCACAAACGACUCGAGGAGACCAAAUGGGGGAUAGUUGAGGAGGAGACUGCACCGUCCCCUGCACCCCCUUCGGAGGUCAGCUGGCCCAUCCCAAAAGACAAGCAGCAACAGUUGUUUAAAGAGCAUCUCAAAAAGCAGUAUGUUUCUGGGGCUCGAUCGGCUCUAUCGUCUGCAGCAGGUCCAACUGCUGUGGGUGUCGCACAAUUCACUUCAAGAAGUGAGUCAGCCAGCUCGCAGCUCAAAUGGCCCACUGCAAGCAAUACGGAGUUAGCUCGACCUCAGACCUCGUCAUCUUCUGGACAGAGGUCCAUGUCAGCUAAAAUAUCUCAGAGUAACGAUAAAUACGUCACCAGUCCAGCGCCACCUAGUGGCAAAAUGACUGCUUCGUGCAGACGAUCUGCUAGAAUUCAAAGCGCUACGGUGCACAGAACUAAAACUGCAUUGCCUGUCAGGCCUGUUACUGCAGGUCCGAGCAGACAAUCUGUACAGGACAGUAAACCCGAGUCUGCAGGAUCUUUUAGACAAAGUGUCCAGCGUAUUGAGACCGAGCCUGUACAACGAGUGACCCAAGAAAAUGUUGCCUCCGUCUGUACCACGUCUGCUGAUGAAGAUGUAUCCCCGCCAACCAAACCUUUCAUUUAUGACGUCAAUGACUUCUGCGCUCAGGAAGACUGCAAAGAAGGAGAGAUAACUCCAAAAGUAUCAGAGGAUGACAACUACGAGUCGAUUGUAGAAAAAUACGGAUGGAGGGCUCAGAUUCACGGCGAUCCCUACAAAUUGAAAAAACCCAUGAAGAGAAUAAGCUAUGCCGUCAACUGCCCAGAGCCCAAGCUUCUGCCGGACCCACCUAACGUCCACAUGGAGAGCAAGGAGACCUUUUUCUACAACACCAUCCCAAAGAGGCCCUUAAGUUUUGUGGUCAGCAAGGAGUGGAUGUCGGAAGUUCUCUUGGCCAAGCGGCUGGAGCUUCAGAAGAGAGACGGCGGAAUAAAGUACAACUACAAAAACUUUGCGUUUGUUUACUGAUCGCUAUGGCAACCAAAAUGUCUAAGUCUAGAACUACCACAAUUGUUGUAUGUAUAUGUUACAUGUAUAAGACUAUCUAUAGUACAUCUAUAGUACGUUCGAUAAUCGCCUGUUUAUUGCUAUUGUUAAUAUUUCAACUGUAUGUUAUAUGUAUAUAUGUUACAUGUAUAAGCCUAUCUAUAGUACAUCUAUAGUACGUUCGAUAAUCGCCUGUUUAUUGCUAUUGUUAAUAUUUCAACUGUACGUUAUAUGUAUAUAUGUUACAUGUAUAAGCCUAUCUAUAGUACAUCUAUAGUACAUUCGAUAAUCACCUGAUUAUUGUAUAUUGUUAUUGUUAAUAUUUCAACUGAUGAUUUAAUAUGUUACAUGUCAAACAAAGCUGAAAAGCAUGCAUACUAGUUUGUGUAUGUCUUGUUUGAAAUAUGGUAUUCAAAAAUUUAAAAAUUAUAUUUUGGGGGGGGGGGGAUUAUAUAGGUCUAUAAUAUAAUAAUAUCUUUCUAUAUUGCAAUGCGUGUAUAUCAAUGUUCCAAAGACUAGUCUCUCUAAAUUACAUAUGAUCGUGUGUGUCAACAUUUCAUUUUAAGUCAUUUAAAGUCAUAUGACAUUCAGUCAAUAAGUGAGUUGCUGUCUUUGACUUCUUCUUCACCUAUCCCUUAGUCUGUUGGACCGUUGGGGCACCACACAGGAUCUGUUGAUCGUCCUUCUCCACUCUUCUCUGGCUUUUGACACAUCUCCCUCAAUGUUGUCUUUCCAUCACUUUCUCUGCCUCUUCUCCUUUUUCCUGGUACUGUUCCCUGAAGGAAGGUCUUGCACAAAUAAUUGAUUGAAGGCUUCAAGCUUGCAUCCUCUAAAAUAGUUCUUGUACUGCAAUUACCUCCCCAUGAUUUAAGAAUUGGACUGUUGGGUGUGUUCAGCAGUUAUCUUCCCAUAACAUUUCUCUUUGUUAUUUCUUUUUUUUUUUAUACACCGGAAGUAUGGUCACUUAAUAAUGGGGUUGUAUCUAUUAGCCACCACGUCAUUUAUGAUGUUAUGUGUUUUUUUUUACUUAGUUCAAAGUUCACAAUGUAUAAAACUAUAACCAUAAUGUAAUUAAAUAUUUCCCUGUCUUUAUUUUAGUCGCCAUGUCCUAUCUACUUAUUUAUAGUUCGAAACUCGGCGAAAAGAUAAUUUAAUAUAUAUUUCGCUAAGAAUUAGAAAAAUUAAGAACUAGUGAUUUGAUGACAGAUAUUACUUCCGGGUCAUGAUAAUAAAACUAGACAUAAACCCUAAGUCACUAAGACGAUUUGGUGAUGAAACUAACAAAGAGGUUGGUAAGAUGUCAUCAUCAUCAAAUCCUGAAAUGCGUCGGACGUAAUUAUCUUCUAUUUUGAAGUAACGUCUGUAAUAUAUAAGGGGCCGAAAUUUUGCAAGAUGGGGCUGUGGGCAGAUUUUAUUGUGGAGGCCCUCCACCUUUUUUUAUGAUUUAAAUCUAAACCCAUGUAAUAGUUGUGAAGAAAAAAUAAAGUGCUGACGGCCAUAAUUUCA
Molecule: messenger RNA, 3260 nt
Organism: Biomphalaria glabrata
Lineage: Eukaryota; Metazoa; Mollusca; Gastropoda; Planorbidae
Exons: 9
Coding region: 426-1736 (436 amino acids)
Source: RefSeq, a predicted model, not a curated record